Cylindrotheca closterium is the source of this 513-nucleotide messenger RNA. The record is from the annotation of a GenBank genome assembly. Lineage: Eukaryota; Bacillariophyta; Bacillariophyceae; Bacillariales; Bacillariaceae.
AUGAGCCCUCUUUCCGACAUUGAAGCCAACAACUCCAUGAACCUUAUCAUUAAGGAUUCUGCCGAAGAAGUAUCCAGUGACUUUCACAGAUUGCUCAACGCCUUGAAAUCCAACACGAAAAUUGUGGCCAUUCGCUUCGAGGGUGACUUCUUGGAUGACCUCACCUCGUUGGAACGAGGACAAGUCUUGGAGGCCAUUGCUGUCAUUCCUUGUCUCAGGACUGUUCAUUUGGGGGAUUCCUUCAUUUUUACCAAGGACAUUGCUGCCAUGUUGAAGUCAAUUCCAGGUCUUUUGGAACUUACCAUGUCCGACAUGGUCUUGCAAGGGAUUCAAGUCGACUUUGAUCAAUUGGAACAAGCCUUGCACGCACAUUCCGGUUUGAAAUUCUUCAAGAUGGACAACUGCGUCACUUCGGUCCAAGAUAUUGACAUGUCCAACUUGAAAAAGUCCGAAAAGAAACUCAGCACCAUUAGUUCGCCAGUGGUGCACAUGGCGGCGGCUCAGAGUGCCUAA